AUCAGACGGGAGGAUGUCCACGUUACGUCUCAAAACGUGGUCAAUUUACGUCUAUUUCUGUAUAAAACCGUCUGGGGUCGGCACAUUGAAUAAUUACAGUGUAGGACGGGACUGCUCAUUCGCUAUCUCAUUCUCGGACGCUCCACUUGUCUUAAAAUGUUACUUGUACUAUUCUCCCUAUUUGUAGGAGUUUUUGCCGCGGAAUAUACUCUACCGGGAGAAUGUCCCGAUGUCAAGCUGCAAGAGAAUUUGGAUCCUACUAAGUUUUCAGGCCUCUGGUACAAUGUAGCAAGCUACGCCAGCGAUGGUCGCGAAAUAUACGACUGUUCAACAAUGGACUUCCAGGAAGACAACUUGGGAUACAUGUACAAAGAAACAUAUGUUCAAAUGGACCAGGGCAACAGGACUCAAAAGGUGUACCAAGCCAGAGUGGACCCCACUUUCGAUGCUGGGAACAGAGCCCUGUUUAUAAUGAGUCAUGAAGCUGGAGACAAAGUGCUACAGUUCCCAUUCUUCAUUUUAUCGACAGACUACGAUGGCUAUGCUAUUGCCUAUACGUGCAAAUGGUUGAAGGAGAAAAUUCGUAAACAUUACGUUUACACAUGGGUACUGACACGUGGCAAGGAAAAACUCCAAGGAGAACUACUAAAAAAGGUUGAAGAUUCGCUAUCCAAAUACCCAGAGCUGGCUGAACAUAGGACUUCGUUUGUUUUCAAAGAUUUCUCCGAAGCAAGCUGUGCUUAUACGAAUAAACUAGAAACUGACUUCUUCACAAGUAACUUUUGGUGAAGCCUGCAAAUAUCUUGUAUUAGACUGUGAAUAAAGG
Messenger RNA from Spodoptera exigua (beet armyworm), 826 nucleotides. The record is from the annotation of a GenBank genome assembly. Lineage: Eukaryota; Metazoa; Arthropoda; Insecta; Lepidoptera; Noctuidae.